AUUGCUACCUCUCUCACUCCGUCCUAACAUUUUAUUUCCUCCUGUCUACCCCCCUACCUCUCGCUCUCUCCUUUUCUCCCUCUAUCAGAAUUCCCCCCUACCUGUCUGAACAGGGAGCAGUAGAGCGCUGCGGGACAGAGGAGAGAGAGAAAGAGGAGAAAGAAAGAGAGAGGAGGAGAGUAGGAGGAACAAAGACAUAGUGAGGGAGAACAGGAAAGCGGUGUGUGUAUUGAGAAGAGUGUGGACUGACGGAGAGGUGUAGAGGGGUGCAUAAGAGAAGUGUUGUGAGGAGGUUGCUCUGUUUUUGUCCUUUGGAAAACCUUUUCUCUGUUGGUGUCGUGCUGGCUUGGUAUGGAUGCUAUCAUGCUGCAGGAGAAACUAGUGGAACGCUUGCUGUGCCCUCGAGUCAGAACCGCCAGGCGGAAGGAGAAGCAGUAUGUGGGUUUUGCCACCCUCCCAAACCAGGUGCACAGGAAGUCAGUGAAAAAGGGUUUUGACUUCACUCUCAUGGUCGCCGGGGAGUCUGGUAUGGGUAAAUCUACUCUGGUCAACAGCCUGUUCCUCACAGACCUGUACAAGGACAGGAAACUUCUCAACGCUGAGGAGCGUAUCAACCAGACAGUGGAGAUCAUUAAGCACACAGUGGACAUUGAGGAGAAAGGAGUGAAGCUCAAAUUGACCAUUGUAGACACGCCAGGGUUUGGAGAUGCUGUCAACAACAAUGAAUGCUGGAAGCCGAUCACAGACUACAUCGACCAGCAGUUUGAGCAGUACUUCAGAGAUGAGAGUGGACUGAACAGGAAGAAUAUACAGGACAACAGAGUCCACUGCUGCCUCUACUUCAUUCCUCCGUUCGGACACGGACUGCGUCCAGUAGAUGUUGAGUUUAUGAAGGCUCUCCAUGAGAAGGUGAACGUGGUUCCUCUCAUUGCCAAGGCUGACUGUCUCACUCCCAAUGAGAUCAAGAAACUCAAAGACAGGGUCCGUGAGGAAAUUGAGAGGUUUGGCAUUAAGGUGUACCAGUUCCCAGAGUGUGACUCUGAUGAGGACGAGGAGUUCAAACAACUGGACAAAGAACUGAAGGAGUGCUGUCCGUUAGCAGUGAUUGGCAGUAACACAGUGGUUGAGGCCAGGGGCCAGAGAGUGAGAGGGAGACUCUAUCCAUGGGGUAUUGUGGAAGUGGAGAACCAGUCCCACUGUGACUUUGUGAAGCUGAGGAACAUGUUGAUUCGCUCCCACAUGCAUGACCUCAAAGAUGUGACAUGUGAUGUGCACUAUGAGAACUACAGAGCCCAGUGUAUACAGGACAUGACCAGUAAACUGACGCAGGACAACCGCAUGGAAAGCCCGAUCCCCAUCCUGCCCCUAUCCACCCCAGAUGUGGAGACAGACAGACUCAUCAAGAUGAAAGAUGAAGAGUUGGCGAGGAUGCAAGAGAUGCUAAAUAAGAUGCAGCAGCAGAUUCAUGACGGGAAGGACCAGUGAGCUACAGCCCCAUCUGCUGGCCACUGAACUACAACCACAACUUCAGACAUGUUACAUACCAACUAUAAUAUAAUCAGGGGUGAAAGUAUAUUUAAUGAGGACCUCCUAUGAGUGCACGUGCGCGCCAUUUUUUUAUGGGCCUAAUAAUAUAAUUACUUAUAAAUGUCUGUGUUAUUGUCGAUCCACGCUGCAUUUUAGAGCGUAACCCAAGCGUUUUUGUCUGUUCGCUCAUUCUUCAUGCGACUAACAUGCGGUAAUGAUAAGUAAUAGUAUAUAAGCCAACAGUUUUCUUGGAAUCACUAUGUUUUAAUUAUUGUGACAGGCUCAUGUUUUACCGGUACAGUGUACCCCCACUAUGUAUUUUGCCGGUACUCCGUACAGGACCUACUUACUUUCACCCCUGGAUAUAAUCAGCACUGUGUUGGGGGAAAACAGUAGCUGUAUAUUCAUUGGUCAUUUGUUUUUUGGUGCUUGCAUAUUUGGUCUGUCCUGCAAGGAGAAAUGUGGUGUUUUUACUGUAUCUUGUGUCCAUUUGAACCCCAUUAAUAUUAUUGACGGUCCUAGUAACAUAUGACAUAACAUAAACAUGUAAUAGAAAUGACCUGUUAAAUGUAUCCAAUUUAUAAAUAUGGUGAAUACUUUUGGGAUAUUCUGUCAGGUUAUGAAGACGCAUUACAAAAUGUUUUGUAAAACAGCGAUAUUACUGAUGUUAGUUUGAAUCCUUGUUGAUGUUGAACACGUGUGAGUGUGUGUGUCUGCAUGUUUCCAUAUGUAUCACCCUCUAUUACGAGAACCUUAUUCUGCUUUGAAACUGUGAGAAUCCGCUUUCCCUUUCUUAGUGGCAUUUCCUGUAUGUUCUAGCUACAGACUAAUGAACAAUAGGCUACCUAAGAAUCUGAACAUAAAUGUAACGUAUUAACUUUUUACUGCUGGUCUCUACUUUGACUUGUUGAGAAGUUGAGAAGACCUUUCUCAUGUUUUGGUGCUUGUGAAUUAGAUUGAAAAUGUCUCUAGCGCAGUUGCUUACCUUAAGUGAAUUGAGCCCCUCUGACAUACAGUACAUAGCAAAUGAAAGGGUAGGUACAGAACAGUAAGGGGUGCAUGUGCAAGCAUGCUGAAGUUACUCAAAUCCGCUUACAGCUGGAUUUCCACUCUCUCAUAUGAUGCAAUGUGUUUGUUCUGAAAUACAUUAUGACCUAUGCCACAGUGCCACUAUGGAGCUACUGUAUAUGCUUCUGUCCAAUAUGGCAUAUCCAUGUGUGUGUGUGUGUGUGCGUGUGUGCGUGCGUGCGUGCGUGCGUGCAUCUGUGUGUGUGUGUGAAGUAUAUGCUGCCCUCUGGCUGUGUCAUACAGGAUGGUGAUUGUGGCUUUUUAUAGUGCUAGCGUUCCGAGGACGUGGUGGAACUACUGACCAGGUUAUGACGACGAAUAAACAGUCUUGAUUCA
Salmo salar (Atlantic salmon) is the source of this 2931-nucleotide messenger RNA. RefSeq names its product septin 5a (gene sept5a). NCBI's taxonomy places the organism in Eukaryota, Metazoa, Chordata, Actinopteri, Salmoniformes, Salmonidae. Gene Ontology annotation, molecular function: GTP binding. The record is from RefSeq and is a predicted model, not a curated record.